UCGUGCAAAAAUGCACCUGAAAUACAGUAAUAUGUUUACGUGAAGAAACCUCGGCUCGUGCAGGUAUAAUAAUGAUGGAUGAUAAACAGGAUGAAAAAUCUCGGAGAACUGUGCUUAUUGCUAUGGAUGGAAGUAAACAUGCACUGUUUGCAUUCGAAUGGUACGCUGAAAAUGUUUACAAGGAGACUGACGAUGUGAUUAUGGCCUACUGUGCGGAAUAUAACAUUAACAUUCCAACGACAGUACUCCUAGCCAGUCCCGCUACUGUUGAGGCCAUGGUAGAACAGCACGAGGAAUCUGUGAAGCAAGUGUUCAAGAAACUAGAUCAUGUUGCCAAGAAAUACAACAUAAAACAUACACUCGAACGUGUUGAAAGACCACAUAGACCAGGGGAGGCAAUCGUAAAAGCUUCACAUCAACAGAACGUUGAUUUGAUCAUUACCGGAACUAGAGGUCUCGGCACAAUACGGCGUACCAUCAUGGGUAGCGUCAGUGAUUACAUCAUUCAUCAUGCGCACGUGCCAGUUAUCGUCUGCAAGCAUGCAGACGAACACCACAAAUUAAAGUGACAUUGACCGACAAUAGCUGCUUUGCUGGACUAGCUCAAACACAACAGCAUCAGUUUUGUUUGAAAAAAAAAAUCAUAAAAACAUGACAGUUUGCUCAAACUCGAACAGCUCCUUAUCAACGCCAAUGACCCUUUUUAUUAUGCGAAAAGUAGAGAGUGAACAUUUAAGAGAUACAAUGGGUUGAGAUUUUAGUAAUUUUACAGUCCGCUUUUUCAUAUCUCCAUACUUUGAUAUAACUUAUGGGUAAAACAAAUAAUUUCAUUCAAUUCAAAUAUCUGAGUCUAAGAUAUGAAAUAAAUCUCACUAUCAUGUCAAUAUUUCAAGAACGGUUUCCAACCUGUUGUUUUCUAGAAGAUUUGUGUCGAGCACAGUGCAAUACAAAACAGGAGGGCCAAUGUGACCAAAUGUCAUCAAUAUUAUUGCUCUCCGCAACAAUGUGAAGGUCACUAAGAAAGAAUUUAAGUACUCCACGCUCAAACACAAUCUUCAAGGUGAUGUCAAUCAAAAUUCACUCAAUGUAACUUUAUUUUAUACUACUGUUCUAAAUGUGUUACCUCAAAUUAAAAUAUAGAUCUAUUA
This is a messenger RNA of Mercenaria mercenaria, 1148 nucleotides long. RefSeq names its product putative universal stress protein SAUSA300_1656. The transcript is spliced from 4 exons. Lineage: Eukaryota; Metazoa; Mollusca; Bivalvia; Venerida; Veneridae. The coding region runs from base 72 to 569 and encodes 165 amino acids. The record is from RefSeq and is a predicted model, not a curated record.